Messenger RNA from Trichobilharzia szidati, 1113 nucleotides. The record is from the annotation of a GenBank genome assembly. NCBI's taxonomy places the organism in Eukaryota, Metazoa, Platyhelminthes, Trematoda, Strigeidida, Schistosomatidae.
UGAUGAAUUUUAUAGGAUAGUUAUUCAACACCAACGCUUCUUCUAUCUGUUUUAUUUCAUCAUUUAGGUCUUUUCUUGUACCACUUUGUGCUACUGCUCGUUUUAUUAGACAUUUAAAAUCUGAUCCAUAAUUGAUAAUUGUAUGUUAUGGAAGUAAUUAUUUUUCAUGGUAUAGUAUGUAACUUUUGAAGUUAUUUGUUUUUCACCGGUAAUAUAAUAUGUUAAAUGUUUUUGUUCAAUAUAGUUGGAUCGGAACUGUGAAAUUGUGAAGGUGGCAAGAGCAUUCAAUCUCGUGGAUGAGAGUUACGAGAAAAUGAUAUCUACUAAAGUAAAUCGCUGUAGAUCUUCAAAACAAGCCCUUAACGAAACCGUAGAAAGCCAAAUGAAAAGUCGUCAACGUUUGGUUGAUAUGGCUCUAGCGAAUCGUGACCUUCGAGAUGAAAUAUGGCACUAUGCAUAUUUGAAUUCAUCUCUGUCUUCAGAAAUUGAAGGACUUCGGAGUGAACUUGCGAGUUUACACAAUGAAGAACACUGUAGUAAUGAAAACGCCAAUGCUGUGAAUUCGAAGCCGAGGAAAUUUCAUGCAUUGGAUUCAGAUGAAAUUGAUAAACUUUAUUUAAGAAAUCAGGAUCUUAAUAAAGUGGAGACGAAUAAAAUUGAAUCACAAGAAAAAGGAAAAGAAGAAGAAAAUACUUCAGCCAAAUUAUCCCUGGGAAAUGGUGGAGACUCUACAACAACCACUACUACUGGUGUUAGUACAAGUGACAGAAUGGUGGGACCUUCAAGAAUUGUUCCAUACAAUGAAGUACCGCAGCAAUGUAAACCUUCGUGAUAAAUAAAAUUUUCUUCCAUCACCAUCAUAGAUUACGUGGCAAUGUUGGUGUUUUUUUAAAAAUAAUAGAUUGAUCGCCAGAAAUGCCUUUCUUUCCUUAGAAACUACUAUUGUGAUUAUUAUUAUUAUUACUUGGUGAGUAGAAACCUUAUUUUGUUAUAAAUCACUCCAACAUACUCUCGACUAUUCUCUGUGCUAUUUCUUUUAUCUGUUCGUUGUUUUUGCAUAUUUUGUGGUAAAAAAAAGAUACAUAGAAAUUAUAAAUAUCCCUUCUUGUUGUA